CCUUCUUCUUCUUCUUCUCGCCAUAAACCUUUCUCUUGCAUAUCUUCGUCGGUUCAAUUUCGAAUUCAAUCGAUUUGUUCGUUUCAUUGAUUUAACAUGAUGGAUCGCGUAAGCAUGUACGAGUCUGACGUAGAUGAUGAUGAUGAUGAUGAUGAUAUCUGCGAAGAUCUCGAAGAGUUAAGACGCGCAUGUAUCGUCACCGAUUCCAAUUCUGGCGGAGGAGGGAUGCAUUCGGAUUCUGAAAACGAAGAAGAAGAUUUCGAGAUGCUUCGAAGCAUUAAGACCCAACUAGCUUCGUCGGCCACGGAUCAUCCGAUGGGUUUAUUAUCAUCAUCAUCAUCACUGACCUCGGAGGAUUCAGAGAGUGAUGACGACGACGACUUCGAGAUGCUUCGGAGUCUCAACAACCAAUUGGCACUUCCCAUGGACGACGAAGAUAACGAUGAAACACUUGUCGCUAUUUGUAAGCGAUUCUCAGGUGUGGAAGGAUUAACUUUCAUGAAUGAGUCUUCUCCCAAGCAGCAGGUACAUGCCACGUGUAAUGAACCUCCUUCAAGCGAAAUAUUGAGUAGGUCUAACACUUGUGAAAGCUUUUCAGAGGAUGUAAAAGGUGAAAGCAGCACUUCCAGUACUCAGCCACCUUCUCUUACCCUAGCUGCUUCAAGUACUACUUUCCCUGAAUCAGCACAAGCCUUUGUCGACGCGAUCAGGAAGAACAGGUCGUACCAGAAGUUUCUCCGAACGAAACUCGGAGAAAUCGAAGCUACGAUUGAGAAGAACGAGAAGCUUCGGAAGGACGUUAAGAUUAUCGAUGGUUUAACGGUUGCGUGCAAGAGAAGGAUGAAGCAACAGGCGUUUUCUCAGGGUAAAGACCCACGUUUCGAACUUAUCUCAGCAAGAAAACCUAGCACUCAUCAUGAUAAUAGCUCUGAUCAGGGUAAAGGUGAAAAGACGUUGGGUCCGUUAGAGAAUCCUUGUGUUGCAAGUUAUAGGAUGGUAUUAGAGGAGUAUCCAGUUUCGGUGUGUCGUACGAAUUGGUCUGCUAAGGAGAACGAAGAUCUUGCAAAAGGUCUCAAACAACAGCUUCAAGAAACACUCAUUCGUGAAGCUACUGAACGCUCCAGUGAUUUGGAAGGAUGUUCAGAUGAUAUAGACACCAUUCUUGAAUCGGUAAGUAAUCUUGAGAUCACACCAGAAAUGAUUAGGCAGUUUCUUCCCAAAGUUAAUUGGGAUCAAUUGGAUAUUAAGAACCGUUCUGCUGCAGAAUGUGAAGCCCGGUGGAUGAGCUCGGAAGAUCCAUUGAUUAACCAUGGUCCGUGGACUGCAGCAGAGGACGAUUACAUACGCUUAGUAACACAAAACAAGAGUGUUACAGAUUGGCUUGACGUUGCGGUAUCACUAGGGACAAACAGGACCCCGUUUCAAUGUCUGGCUCGAUACCAGAGAAGCUUGAAUACAGACAUAUUGAGAAGAGAAUGGACUCCAGAAGAAGAUGACCAACUCCGUGCUGCAGUAAGCUUGUUUGGCGAAAAAGACUGGCAAUCUGUUGCAAAUGAAAUGGACGGAAGAACUGGAACUCAAUGCUCUAACAGAUGGAAAAAAUCGCUUGUCCCAAGCAGGAAAAGGGUAGGGAAAUCAAAUUCAAAGGAAGCCAAGUGGAGCUCAGAGGAAGACAAACGUCUGAGAGUAGCUUUGACAUUCUUUGGAGCUAAAAAUUAUAAUAAAAUUGCUCAGUUUGUUCCUGGACGGACGCAGUCUCAGUGUCGAGCUAGAUGGAAAGAUUCUUUGGAUCCCAGACUAAACUUUGGGAGCUGGUCCGAGGAAGAGAUUACAAAGUACAAUGAAGCAGUUGAAGAACACGGAGUUAGUAACUGGCCGAAAGUAGCUUCACAUGUGUAUUCUCGUACUAGCAAGCAAUGCUCCAGGAGAUGGGAGACCUUAAAUCCUCACUUAAAGUAUCUAAAAAGAGAAGCUGUAAGGUUACGAAGAGAAGCUACCAUAGGUAACUUUGUUGAUCGGGAAUCAGAGCGUCCUCAUCUUGUCGCAAGCGAUUUUUUGGCACUAGCCGAGAGAUCUUUUGAGCCAGAACCCGUCCUGAAGAAGAAACGCAAAACAAGAUGCAGACAGAAGAAGGCAGAUGCACAAUGCGAGAGUGAAGCAGUUUGUGGUGAAACAAAGAGACAACCAAAGAGGCGGAGAAAAGGAUUAGAGAGAUGCUCAGGAGAUGUAUGUAGACGAGAGAAUGAGAAUGAAGACAGUGGAAAGGAGAAGAAACAACGACGAAAACACAAAGCUGUUGCAGGAACAUCAUCAGAAGAUAACAGCACUGUGACCACCGACUGCUCUCAAGUCAAAGUUGGUAUCGAGAAGCUUAAGCCUAGGAGGAAAGUGUCUGCGGUAGUUCCUAUCGAGAACCAAGAUGCACCAAAUUAGGAUUUUUCCUUUGUUGCUCUUUCAGAAUUUUGUAUGUACACUAACUAGUCCAAACAAUUUAUUAAUUGAAACUAAGGUAUUGACAGAAGAGUAAUGACGUGUGCAUUUUUAUAA
This is a messenger RNA of Raphanus sativus (radish), 2547 nucleotides long. RefSeq lists its product as uncharacterized. Lineage: Eukaryota; Viridiplantae; Streptophyta; Magnoliopsida; Brassicales; Brassicaceae. The transcript is spliced from 7 exons. The record is from RefSeq and is a predicted model, not a curated record. The coding region runs from base 97 to 2433 and encodes 778 amino acids.